This is a messenger RNA of Trematosphaeria pertusa, 1467 nucleotides long. Its product is annotated as MFS general substrate transporter. NCBI's taxonomy places the organism in Eukaryota, Fungi, Ascomycota, Dothideomycetes, Pleosporales, Trematosphaeriaceae. The transcript is spliced from 3 exons. The coding region runs from base 1 to 1467 and encodes 488 amino acids. The record is from RefSeq and is a predicted model, not a curated record. Gene Ontology annotation, biological process: transmembrane transport. Gene Ontology annotation, molecular function: transmembrane transporter activity.
AUGACGGUAGCCGAGCAGCAGCCCUUGCUGCAAGCACACCCAGCAGACCUCGAGGAUGGCGUCAAGCAUACCGAAGUCAUCCUGGACUUUGAUCCGAAUGGGGACAGCGAGAAUCCCAAGGAGUGGCCUGUGGUGUUUAAAUGGGGAAUUGUCCUGCUACUCGCUUGCAUGGCUUUCACCGUGACAUUCACUUGCAUCUCAGUAGUCCCAGUGGCCAAUACGAUCGUGGAAGACCUUAAUAACGGCCACUCCAGUUCCUCAGCGAGUGCGCUUCUCGUGACGAUAUGGGAGCUAGGCGAAGCGGCGGGACCCCUCCUGAUCGCCCCCCUCUCUGAGAUCUUUGGUCGCUACCCCGUAGUGAACGGAUGCAACAUCUUGUUCAUAUUGGCGACCGUCCUCGCCGCCCUCAGUCAGAGCACCACGCUCUUCAUCGCUGCGAGGGUGCUCACGGGUCUUUCAGUGGCCUCGAACGUUCUGAACCCCGCAAUCAUCGGUGAUAUGUUCGAGUGUGAGCACCGGGGUUCAGCAAUGAGUCUCAUUAUGCUUGCACCGCUCAUCGGCGGUGCGGUUGGUCCUGCCAUUAGUGGCGCCAUUGCUCAGACUCUGGGGUGGAGACAAGUGCUCUUCAUCGCUGCCGGUCUGGCCGUCCUGUGCGAGGUUUUGUUCCUCAUAUGCUUCAGGGAAACGUACAAGAUGACUCUCCUAAGACGAAAAGUUGCCCGGCUGCAGCGGAAUAACGGCGGAAACCACUACCAUGCGGGAAGCAAUCACGACUCUAGCGUGAAGCUAUGGCAUUCAAUUACCCGGCCAUUCUCCGUUCUGUUCAGUUCCGGGGUUCUCCUCGCCUUGUCUCUGUUCGGUUCUGUGGCUUUUAGUUUCUUCUACGUCUUGUCCACUACGCUGCCGGGCAUUCUCCAGGACGUCUACGGCUUCACUCCGGCAUUAACUGGCUUAGCUUUCGUCGAUUUCAGCGUCGGUUCCUUCCUGGCCGUAUUCCUUUGCAACUUCAGCCUCGACAGGAUCUACGUUAAACUUCGGGACGCUGACAAGGCUGUUGGACUACCAGAGUAUCGACUUCCCAUGUCCAUCAUCGGCGCUUUCACCCUCCCUCUGUCGGUUACGGCCUAUGGCUGGAUAGCGCAGUUGCAACUGCCCAUCUCCUUGCUCCUCCUUUCCGUGGCAUUGCUCGGCUUCACCCUCCUGCUCUCUUUCAUACCUCUAUCCGCGUAUGUUGUGGACGCCUUUGGGCUUUACUCUGCUUCUGCCAUGACCGGAGUCAUUGUGAUUAGGUGUCUCAUGGGAACCUUCUUACCCCUGGCCACCGGUCCUUUGGCCGAGCAUCUUGGAUAUGGUUGGGGCUUCACUUGCCUUGGAGCACUCAGUCUGUUCCUUGCGCCGAUACCUAUCUUUGUUUUCAGAUACGGAGAGAAGUGGCGGCAACAGUCUGAGUUUACGAGAGAUUUGUAG